Cryptomeria japonica (Japanese cedar) is the source of this 3306-nucleotide messenger RNA. RefSeq lists its product as uncharacterized. Gene Ontology annotation, molecular function: ubiquitin protein ligase activity; ribosome binding. Lineage: Eukaryota; Viridiplantae; Streptophyta; Pinopsida; Cupressales; Cupressaceae. Gene Ontology annotation, biological process: rescue of stalled cytosolic ribosome; protein ubiquitination. The record is from RefSeq and is a predicted model, not a curated record. Bases 295 to 2802 code for a protein of 835 amino acids. The transcript is spliced from 8 exons.
AAUGUUGGAAAGAGUGUAAUGUAAUCAUCACGUUUCAAGAGAAGCAUAUUUCGUGUUGGGUAUAAAUAGCAGGAUUCGUCUUGAAACUCUGAAACUUUGACCCCAAAUAUUUUGGAGUGAUCGACUCUCAUUACGCUAAAUCUAUUGAAUUGAUCGGGUUUAUUCUCUCUACUGUUCGUUGCGGCUUUGUUUUUAUUAGGGUUUUCUUCCAGCCAACUUACCGAUCUACAGAUCAGCGAAUCAACUUCGAUUUGAGGAUUUUCUAAUUCAGCUAAGAACUCAGUCGUGAAAGGAAUGGAAGACUGCUGUGCUGUUUGUGCAGAACCACUUGAGUGGUUGGCGUAUGGUCCAUGUGGCCACAGUGAAGUAUGCUCAACAUGCACUGCAAGGUUGCGGUUUAUUCUUGAUGACAAAUGUUGUUGCAUUUGCAAACAAGAGUGCCCAACUGUUUUUGUAACUAAGGCUUUAGGAGACUAUACAAAGUCAAUAAAGGAUUUCAUUGCCCUGUCAGCUGGUGCAAAUGAUGGGAAAGUUGGCGAUAACUGGUUUCAUUCAGACACUCAAGCUUAUUUUGAUGACGAGCAACAUUACAAAAUGAUCAAAGCUAUGUGCAGGUUGAGCUGCAGUGUUUGUGAAAAAAAUUCCUUGCCUAAAGAUUCAGGAAAUGAGUUGCAGAAACGGGAUAGAGAGUUCAAACACAUAGAUCAGUUAAGGAGGCACUUGUAUCAUGUUCAUAAACUUAGUAUGUGCAACUUAUGCCUGGAAGGCCGAAAGGUCUUUGUUGGUGAACAGAAGCUUUAUACCCGGGCACAGCUAGAUCGGCAUUUAUCAAAAGGUGAUUCAGAAGUGGAUGGCAGUGAAAUAGAAAGAGGAGGUUUUAUGGGCCAUCCAAUUUGUGGUUUUUGCAGGAAGAGAUUCUAUGGAGACAAUGAACUUUAUAUGCAUAUGCAAACAGAACAUUAUACUUGCCACAUAUGCCAAAGAAGCCGCCCUGGCCACUAUGACUACUAUCAAAAUUACAAUGCUUUAGAGGCACACUUCAGUCAAGAUCACUUCCUAUGCGAAAAUCCGGAUUGCCUUGCAAAAAAAUUUAUUGUCUUUUCAUCAGAAUCUGAGUUGAAGAGGCAUAAUGCAAGUGAGCAUGCUGGAAAUAUGUCACGCUCUCAACGCAAUGCUGCACUUCAAAUUCCUGUUAGCUUUCAGUAUAGGCGAUCAGGAGAUGAGCAUGAGUUCCGUCGAGGCAGUAGAGGACAAGGACGAGGACGUGGACACAACUUGAAUGAUCACCUUUCUGCAACUGAUAUAUCUAGCGCUGAGAUACAAAAUGUACAGAAAGCUAUUCACAAUUCUAUGUUGACUGCUUCGGCUGAGAAUGUAGUUGAUUCUAUGAACCUUGAUCCAAUGCCUUCAUUCCUUUCCUCCGAGGCAGUGGCAAGCUCUUCUACAAUUCCAUUGGCAAAUGCUCCUCCCAGGUAUCUUACAGCAGUAAGUCAAAGAUCAGUUAAUUCUGCUCUUGUGGAAUCUGCCUUCCCUCCCCUUCCAGGAAUAUCAGAAAAUGUAGGGCAGACUUCUCCCAGGUAUCGUAUGUCAGCAAAUCGAAGAGGUCUUAAUUCCUCUCUUGAGGAAGCUGCCUUCCCUCCCCUUAAUAGAGAGUCUGAAAAUGUGGGGCAGACAUCUAAAACCAAGGGAAAGAAGUCUACCAAGUCUAUGGCUUCAGUUUUGCGUGGCAAUGGAGGACAUGCCAGAGUUCUUAAUGUAGCAAGAUCAAGACAGACUGUGGAUCCAUCAAUCUUUUCCUCCUUACAAUCUGUAAGCUCAUUUGUCAAUCAGACAACUGUCAAUCGGACAAAUGUCAAUCGGACAAGUAGUCGGAAUUUGAACCAUUUGAAGAGACCAGUAAUGAUUAAUACUAAUGGAGCACAUCCAAGAGUGUCUGCUAUUGCAAAUGAUAGAGAGAUGGUGCCACAGUCAGAUGAGUUUCCUCCUAUUUUAGUGACACAGAAUGUGUCGACUCUAUCUGUAACUGAAAACCAAAGCACUGCUACAAACAAAAUGCCUUUGCUAAGUGCGGAGGAGACACGUGCUUCAAACAGAGCACUAAUUGGGAGUAUUCGAUCAGGUUUGGGAGGUGAUAAAAAACAAUUUGAAGUAUUUAAAGAUUUAUCUGCUCAGUUUCGCAAUGGUACAAUCAGUGCUAAAAAGUAUCAUACACAUAUUUCACAGCUGGGCUUGUCACAUCUUGUACUUGAGCUGGCAAGGUUAUGUCCUGAUAAAGAUAAGCAAAGAGAACUUCUAGAGGCUAACAAUGUUGUGAUGAAAAAUUCGCAGAAUGCUGCAAGUCAAAUCACAAGUCAAAUUAUGAGAUUGAAUACCUCAAAUAACAUUAACAGCCAUUGGAAGGGAAAGAAAGUUGAUGCCGAUUGUAGUGAAGAAGCAACACCCUGUUUGGUUCCAGAUUCUACUCAUCGUGUGGGAAAUACGUCUGAUCAAUUAGAGGUACUAUCUAAGAAUGGGUACCGGACUACAAAAGGAAAAUCUAAGCCAUGGGAAACUAAUGCUUCCAGUAUAGUGUCUGGAGCUAGUGGUUUAUCCUCUGAUGAGCAAGUUGAUCAGCGUCAAAUGCCACCCCCCAUGCCCGACAAGCUGAAUUUAUCCUUUGGUGAAAAAUGGGCGUGCAAUGUAUGCACUCUACUGAACAGUCAACAUAGCAUGCUUUGUGUUGUCUGUGGGUCAGAGAGACCUGAUGACAAAGUUAAGGAACCAAACCAUGGAGGAAAAGAGAAACAGAAAAAAAGACAUUGAAAUCUCAAAGAGUUAAGUUGGCUGAUUUUUCAGUUAAUGAGAGCAGUCAAAAUUCAUCUGGUGUUAGUGUGUGGGGAAAUGGUGGUGGGCAAAAACUUGUAUCUAUGGUUCAAAAAAGUCCUGUUGGUUACUCAGACAAUUCUAAAAGGUGACGUUUACAGGAAAACAGAGGAGUGUCAUUUGCUGAAUAGUUGUGGGGAGAUUUUUUUUUUGUUUUAAUAUAUAGAUGUGACCAUGGCAAUUGUUCAAUUGUAAAACAAUUGCCAUGUUAACUGAGUUGGUCCUGAAAUAUAAUUAAACGUUCAAGGUAGGGUGACAAGUGAGAUGGAUUGAGCAAACAUUCUAAAACCAACAUACAACUGCAUCAUUUGAUUUGGCAGCAUCACUAAGAAAAUUUUGGGAUGCCAUUAUUCUGUCCUGUAUAUUGGUGGGAGGUCAUGUUUAGAAAUGGUAUGUUUACUUGCCGCUUAAAGCCCAAGGAAAUGGUAAAAACAUGUUUUCGUC